UAACCUUAAUUAAUUACCCACGUCCCUGGCUGGGAAGAGUAGAUGGCGACCAAGAGCAAGAUUCUAGUGAUCGGCGGCACCGGCUACAUCGGCCAGCGCAUCGUGGCGGCGAGCGCACGGGCAGGGCAUCCCACCUUCACCCUCGUCCGUAGCACGGCCGACCAAUCACCCGCCAGGGCCAAACUCCUCAAUGACUUCCAAGCGGCCGGCGUCGCCCUCCUUCCUGGAGAUUUGCACGACCACGAAAGCCUUGUGAGGGCGAUCAAGCAGGUAGACGUUGUGUUCUCCACUGUGGGUUUCUUACAGCUCAAGGACCAACUCAAGAUCAUCGACGCCAUCAAAGAUGCCGGUCAACACAUCAAGAGGUUUUUCCCUUCUGAGUAUGGCAAUGACGUGGAUCGAGUCAACGUGGUGGAGCCAGGAAAGUUAGUGUUCGAAAUCAAAGCACAGAUCCGAAGGGCCACGGAGUCAGCUGGGAUCCCUUACACCUACGUGUCCAGUAACUUGUGUGCUGGGCACUUCCUUACAACCCUAGCACAACCAGGCGCCACUGGCCCUCCAAAAGACAAGGUCGUCGUCACUUUAGGCGAUGGCAAUACCAAAGCUAUCUUUCUCGAUGAAGAAGAUAUUGGAGCAUACACUAUUAGAGCAGUGGACGAUCCGAGGACCUUGAACAAGAUUUUGUUCAUGAGACCAGUAGCAAAUAUUCUCACCCAUAAUGAGCUCGUGUCGCUUUGGGAGAAAAAGUUUGGCAAGACUUUUGAGAGGGUAUAUCUUUCUGAAGAAGAAGUUUUGAAGCAAAUCCAAGAAGGCCCACCUCAAUUGAGCACCAUGCUUGGAAUUUUUUACUCCGUCUUUAUCAACGGCGAUGAAACCAAUUUCGAUAUUGACCCACUGAGUGGUGUGGAGGCUACGAAGCUCUAUCCUGAUGUUAAAUACACUACGGCUGAUGAAUACUUGAAUAGAUUGCUUUGAAUAUAGCGGCACAAUAUAUGGAAUUACUAUGUUAUUGAUAUUAAAAUAAAAGCCGCUUUGUUA
This is a messenger RNA of Zingiber officinale, 1038 nucleotides long. Its product is annotated as phenylcoumaran benzylic ether reductase Pyrc5-like. The transcript has 5 exons. The coding region runs from base 43 to 975 and encodes 310 amino acids. Gene Ontology annotation, molecular function: oxidoreductase activity. The record is from RefSeq and is a predicted model, not a curated record. NCBI's taxonomy places the organism in Eukaryota, Viridiplantae, Streptophyta, Magnoliopsida, Zingiberales, Zingiberaceae.